AUGGACCCCUUCACCCGCCACCCUUCCUACGUGGGCAGUCAAUUCAACGAACCGCACCUGCAAUACAACAACCACUAUUCGGCGCGCCACAUGGAUGAUGACGACGACUCCCAGCUGUUCUCAGGCGGUGGCUACUACGGCAGAGCCCAGCAUGACAAUAGAAACCUGUCUCAGUACGACACGACAUCCUAUCAGCACAUGCUGCAGCGCCACUACUAUCCUCCCAGCUCUUACAUGCCGAUCGACGACGACUUCAGCGCGAUGGUGGCUACACGCAGCAACAGCACUGGACCUGACUCGUUGGAUCGGGGCAGCGAGCCAAGUGACGAGGCUUUUGAUGAUAGGUGA
This is a messenger RNA of Cyphellophora attinorum, 348 nucleotides long. RefSeq lists its product as uncharacterized. Lineage: Eukaryota; Fungi; Ascomycota; Eurotiomycetes; Chaetothyriales; Cyphellophoraceae. Bases 1 to 348 code for a protein of 115 amino acids. The record is from RefSeq and is a predicted model, not a curated record. The transcript has a single exon.